Molecule: messenger RNA, 2802 nt
Organism: Symbiodinium sp. CCMP2592
Lineage: Eukaryota; Dinophyceae; Suessiales; Symbiodiniaceae
Source: the annotation of a GenBank genome assembly
AUGGCCUUCCAGUCUGCCGACGUCGUCGCGGCCCUCGACAUGGUCCGACGUGCCGUCGCCGCCGGCGAUGACUUGAGUCAGCUCUUCGCCGAGUGGAGCGGAUUGGAACGGCGGGCCCUGGUGUCGGCGAUCAACAGUCCAGCCGCCGCCCCAGGGCCCGUCGUGUAUGGCGACUCGUCGAGGGUGACACCGGCGAGUUCAGUUGGAGCAGCGGCGGCCAUUCCGUCGCCGUCGGAUGACCUGUGCCCGGAACCUCCCGUCGAACGACAUCAAGCGCCUCCUUCGGCGCACGCGGGGGUUGCCGGCGCACCGUCGUCCUCGGCAGACAUGCCGCCGGCAGGAAAGCCAUCGGGUGGUGGAUACCCGCAGAAGCCCACCCGCCCGGCGCCGUCGGUGCCGAAAGGCGGCCCGCCGCAGAUGUGGGACCAGCUGGGGUUCCUCUGUCGCACCGACGCGGAGCUGGCCUACAAGCACCACCUCCCGACGGCAGAGGAGUACUACCGGCGCUACCAGACGGUACUGCCGGAUCGGAUCACCCCGUCGACGGUGAUUCCGACGGACCGCAUCGCCGAGGAGCUUCGCCGGCAGUUUGCGGAGGAGUCGCGGCAGCAGCGCACCGUCGAGCCCCAGGUCAAGGCGAUGCCAGCAGCGCCGGCACCGUCGCCGCCGGCUCCGUCGGGAGCAUCUCGCAGGGCACCCACACCGACGCCGCGAGAGAUGUAUCCCGACGCGGAUCCGAUUACUGGCGCCGGCUUCCCCAUCCUUCCCCGGCGGCCGGGGCAGAACGCCUCCCCCGCCGAGCUCGAGCGCCACAGGCGCGAGUACCGGCGUCUGGCUCACAUCCGCCGGGUGCUUUGCUCGCAGGAGUGGCGCGACCACGUCGAGCUGAUGGGCAAGUCCGGCGUGAGGUCCGACGUGCCGGUGCCGGAGACGCUCCGGCCCCUCACUGUCGCCAACCUGGAGCACUUGGAGGACAUUGAGAGGGCCGCCGCCGACGGUUCCACAGCCAUGGUACCGGCGGCCGCCGCAGCGGCUUACUAUGUGCUGCGAGCGCUGCCGCCCGGCGUCCGGGGAGGCCGCAUUCCGGAGAAGAUCCCCGGCGAGAUCUGGUGUGUCGGGUGGUGUGGGCACCCGUGCACCAACGGUCGCUGCCGAGGCAUUCCCGGCAGAUGCCUCCGUCCGGUGUUGAUUCGGGCCGGCGGCACCGUCGACUUGGAUCGCCACGACCACCAUGAGUGCGAGGUCGACCUCACCGACGGCCUUGUCGCUGGCGACGUGGGAAUUCAAGCCUCAGGGGGUGCGUCGGUGAAGCCUUCGCGGGCGCCACCGGCGCGAGAGAGGAGGGAGGCCGUCGCAGUGCAGAGGUUCGGUUGGCUCGAGACGGCGGACUUCGGCCGGCUGGUGAGGGCAUUCGUCGAGCUGGGGGCAUCCGACCAUUUGCCCCUGUUGCGCCGUGGACGUCGACUCACAGCUGGCGUCCCGGCCACAGCCCUCGAGGCACUCGCCGGCGGCUAUCGCUCCGUCCAGAACUAUUUCGACGCCGCGGUGUCAUACCAGGAACAGUUUCGCGGCGAGGCCGUCGACCCCCUCAUCCGGCGGGCCAUGCGACGCUAUGCACGGGCAGUGGUCCGUGGCUUGCCCGGCUCGAAGCUGAAGGCCAUUUUCGCCGUCGACCGCCUGGUGGCCCUGGUCUCCAGGGUGGACCCGCCGGGAGCCGACGCGUGGAGCCCGUGGGUCACGGCACACGCCGUCGACGCCCUCAUCCUGGCGGUGUGGUUCAUGCUCCGCGAGAUCGAGUUCUCAGCGGCGCGGACGCAGGACAUUGACGUCGCCGACGGCACCGUCGCCCUCCGGCUUCCCCUGCACAAGACCGCGACCGGCGGCGAGGUCGAGCUGACCCAACGCCAGCUACGGUGCGCUUGCGGGGCAACCGUGGCGCCGUUGUGCCCCUACCACGCGGCGCUCCGCCAUGUUUCCCGCCUUCGGCGUGCCGGACGGUGGGUGCGUGGGGCACCCCUGUUCCCCGACGGGACCGGUGACACCUGGGAGAAGUCAGAGACCGUCCUCUUCUUCCGGCGGGUCUUGCUGGCGGCGGGGAUCCAGCUGACCACCACCGACCACAACGGCGCCACCGUCCAGCUCUUCAACGGCCAUUUGGCACGGGUGGCCGGCGCAGCGUGGCUGGCGUCCAAAGGCGUCAACACGCCCAUCAUCCACUUACUGGGCCGAUGGUCGUCGGCCGCCGUCGAGCGGUACGUCCAGGCGGCGCCGCUGGCAGUCGCCCCGGACGUCCCUCGGCGCAUCUUGGCGGAUGACGUCGAGAUAGUCAGCGUCCGGCCGGCGUAUGGCGGCGCCAUCUCGCAGGCCAAGGCUCCACCGGCUCUCGGCCAUCAGCCGCCGCUGGCCCUGGAGGAUGGAGAGCCGGCUCAGGUGGAAACGCCGCCGCACAAGGAUCACUCCCCGACGGUCGCGUUCGAGCCCGGCCCCGUCAGACCGGAGACGGUGAAGCAGGUCGCCGUCGCGCCGCCGGAGCACCUCAUUUACAAUGAGCGGCAAAAACGGGCUCACGCCCCUGAUCCGACGGAGGCCUCGUCGGACCGCUUUCUGUGGAAAGCGCGGGGUUGUUCCUGGCCAUACGGCGUCCGGAGUUUUUAUAGGAUCACCGAGCUACCGGCGGGAGCCGCCAAGUGCCUUAGGUGCUUUCCGAAGGCCCCGUCGGCUGACGGUGUCGGGUCGCCGACGGAGGAGGCAGCCUCCCCAGUGGCAUCUAGCUCAGAUUCCGACGAUUCUUCGUCGUCCUGA